AUGGCGGACGAGCUCUACGAGGAAUGCGCGAAGAAUCAGCCGAACAUGGAGGUCGUGAGAGAUCUUUGCCGAUCUCACGGGAUUCCAAUGGAUCUUCGUGGGAGAGUAUGGCAGAUCCUCCUCGGGGUUGUCAACAAGAAGGCGAACCUACAAGCCUGGGCGGAAGAUGAUCUUGUGCUGGAGGAUCAGCAGGUGCAGAAGGAUAUGGAGGUUCUGUUGACCAUCUACUGCAAGCGGAGGUCCGUCAAGUACACGCAGGGAUUGAACGAGCUCCUGGCUCCCGUCCUCGACCUUGAGGGCGAGCAGUUCGACAUGAGCGCGGUCUUCAACUGCUUUUAUGCCAUCGUACAGAGGUUCCUUCCUAACACACUCCGCGGCCAUGACCUCAAGACGCUCAGGAGGAGCCUGGAGCUCCUCAGGAUUCUUCUGCGCUACCACCUCCCUGCCCUCUCGGCCUUCCUAGAGGAGGCAGGGAUCCGACCGGACUUCUAUGCCACCGGGUGGCUGGUCACUUUGUUUGCGGGCCAGUGCGAGAUGGAGGUAGUGCACAAGUUGUGGGAUACGAUCAUCUUCAACGACGAUCCCAUCAUGAUCUAUUUCAUCGCCGUCGCUCUCCUCUAUAGGGCUCAGGACAAGCUCUUGUCCUCCGAUGCCGAAGCCGCGGCUGUGGAGCUACGGCAGAUCACGAUCAAGAGCCGGGAGGAGGUGAAGGAGGUCGUCAAUUUGGCAGCAGAAUUGUCUUCAUCUACGCCCCGAAGUUUUCGGAGGACAGUUCAUCGUGCUACCAUCCAGAAUGAGGCGAACGAACACUGGGAUGCUCUACUUACCUCCUGCCCUGCCCUUCUCGUCUCACCGGGCGACCUCGGGCACCUCGUGGGAGGACAAGCGUAUCAGGUCAUCGACUGUCGCACAGCCGGAGAGUUUCAAGCAGGGAGGCUGAAAGGCUCUGUCCUCCUCAAAGCCGCUCCCCGAGCUGAAGAUCAGCAAGAGGCGCUGGCUGCUGCCCUGCAAGAGCUUUCGACCCUCCUCGCUGCCGCCAAGGAGGCAAAGAGGCCAGUCUGUGUGCUCGGGGAAGGGAAGCAGGACGAGGAGACGGUCUCGUUUGUCUGCAGCAAGCUGAUCGCGCAGGGGAUGGACAAAGUCUGCGUGCUGGACGGCGGGUUUCGCUCUUGUGCCCAUGUGCUCCUGGGAGGUGGGAGGUACUUCCAGACGGCUGGAGCUGUGGAGGAGAUGCUGGAGGGGGAUCUUAUCCUAGAGGCCACCUCUGACGUGCAGUCAAGUAGGAGUAGUGAGAGCGGAGAAGCUUUUUCGGAGCGAGCGCCGACAGCAACGGAGAUGGCGAAGGCGAGUAUGGAGGAAUUGGCGGAUUGGGGGAAGGGGGAGGACGAGGAAGGGCUGGAGCUUGCAACCGAGGGGAUUAUCGCGGUGAAGGAAGCAGCCAUUGCGAUGUACAGCGACCCACGAGUUGCUCAGGUUGAGGAGGGGGAAGCGAAGCAGACGCAGAAGGAAGGAGCAGGAGCAGGAGGAAGAGGAGCAGGAGCAGGAGCAGGAGGAAGAGGAGCAGGAGCAGGAGCGGGAGCGGGAGCGGGAGCGGGAGCGGGAGCGGGAGCGGGAGCAGGAGCAGGAGCAGGAGCAGGAGCAGGAGGAAGAGGUGCGGGAGCAGGAGCAGGAGCAGGAGCAGGAGCAGGAGCGGGACCUCUGGCAGCGGAAAAGACGAAGCAGAAGGCGAAACUUUGGGGUCAGCGGGGGCUGGGGAUGCUCAGCGCUGCUGUGUCGAAGGCGACUGGGAAGGCUGCAGAGCUAAAGAUGGAACCCCGCUUUGCGAUCGAAGACGAGGAAGAGGACAUGGGUGACGGCAGGGCGGGGAGAGACGGAGGGGGAGGAGGAGGAGAAGAGGACAAGCUAGACAUUCAGAUCGACUCGCUCAUCAACCUGGCGCACUGGAAGGAGAAACGGUUUACCCACGUCAUCGGCUGCAAGAGACUUGGACCGAAAGGACAAGUCUUCCCUAGGUAUCUGAUCGUCACAGAGAAACAUGUAAUGGAUCUCGAAGCUCACGAGACGAAAGUGAAUGUGGGCAGACUUAAGGCCUGGCAUUCCCUCAUUGACCUUGAGAGGAUGACGAUGAGCGAAGAGGAUCCUGAGCUGCUCACGUUGAUAUUCCGGACGAGGAACGCGGACAAACCGAGAGGAUAUAUCUACUCCAUGGAGAGAGAGAGGAGAGAUGAAUGCGUCGAGGCGAUCGAGGAGAACAAGAACAAGCUGAGAAGUCAGCAGAGGCAGAGCCGGAGGUUGUCUUCUGCAGAAGCGGCAGGGGGCGAGGAGAAGACGCAGGGAGCUGGGGGAGGAGACAAGGAGGACGUGAAAGCAGACGAGGGAGAAAUCAGCUUGGAAGAAGACAUCCCGGACUGGCUGAAGGAGUAG
Guillardia theta CCMP2712 is the source of this 2424-nucleotide messenger RNA. RefSeq lists its product as hypothetical. Gene Ontology annotation, biological process: retrograde transport, endosome to Golgi. The coding region runs from base 1 to 2424 and encodes 807 amino acids. The transcript has 18 exons. The record is from RefSeq and is a predicted model, not a curated record. NCBI's taxonomy places the organism in Eukaryota, Cryptophyceae, Pyrenomonadales, Geminigeraceae. Gene Ontology annotation, cellular component: trans-Golgi network.